Molecule: messenger RNA, 1367 nt
Organism: Dalotia coriaria
Lineage: Eukaryota; Metazoa; Arthropoda; Insecta; Coleoptera; Staphylinidae
Product: glyceraldehyde-3-phosphate dehydrogenase-like
Exons: 3
Coding region: 180-1211 (343 amino acids)
Biological process (GO): glycolytic process; glucose metabolic process
Cellular component (GO): cytosol
Molecular function (GO): NAD binding; glyceraldehyde-3-phosphate dehydrogenase (NAD+) (phosphorylating) activity; NADP binding
Source: RefSeq, a predicted model, not a curated record
AUUGGAGUCUCGAUAAAUUAAACGAUUUCAUUUCAAGUAUCGCGCACGCAAAAUUCGCAGGGUUCCUGCAAAUUGGCACGCAUUUAUUUCGAAAUUAAACCCAUUUUGAACCGUUUAUUGCUUUGAUUAACGUAAUACAUUCGCGUCUGUUAAAUUUCAAAUCAAGUAAAUUUGUGAAAAUGUCCAAAAUUGGUAUUAACGGUUUCGGUCGAAUCGGCAGAUUGGCUCUGAAGGCCUGCCUGCUCAAAGGCCUACAGAAAGGCGCUUCACAAUGCCCCCACCCGCAGGUUGUUGCAGUGAAUGAUCCGUUCGUCAGUGUUGAGCAGAUGGCGUACCUCUUCAAGUACGACUCCACGCAUGGGACAUAUUGUGGUGAUGUCACCACGAUGGGGAGCUGCCUCCUAGUUGAUGGGGUCAAAAUAGACACGUUCAACGAAAAGGACCCCAAGAAGAUUUGCUGGAAGAAAACCGGGGCUGAUUUAGUUAUUGAAGCAACGGGCAUCUUCACCACCUGCGACAAAGCCGCACUACACCUUGAUGGGGGAGCCAAACACGUCCUCAUCACGGCCCCUUCCAAGGACGCCCCCAUGUUCGUGAUGGGUGUCAACCAUGACCAAUAUAGCAGCGAUAUGCAGGUGGUGUCGAUGGCAUCGUGUACGACCAACUGCCUCGCUCCAUUGGUGAAGGUGAUCCAUAGCGAGUUCUGCAUCGAGGAGGGUCUGAUGACUACCAUCCAUGCAUCGACCGCCACGCAAAAGGUCCUCGAUGGUCCCGGCGGAAAAUCCUGGAGGAGUGGACGUGGCGCUCUGCAAAACAUCAUCCCCGCGUCUACAGGCGCCGCUAAGGCUAUAGGCAAAGUACUGCCUGAUCUGCAGGGCAAGCUAACAGGUAUGGCGUUCCGGGUACCCACCGCCGACGUGUCCGUUGUGGACCUCACCUUGAAGCUAGGAAAAGAAGCGCCUUACGACCUCAUUAAAUGCAAGGUAAAGCAAGCUGCCGAAGGCUACUUGAGCGGAAUCCUGGGCUACACCGAGGAGGACCUAGUGAGCAGUGAUUUUGUUGGUGACACCCGCAGUUGCAUCUUUGAUGCCAAGGCGGGUAUUCCUAUGAGCAAACAGUUCGUCAAGUUGGUAGCUUGGUACGAUAACGAGUACGGGUAUGCUACCCGCGUGGCCGACUUUGCGGCGUACAUGUUUUCGCGGGAAGAGUAAGGUACCCUCGUCUUGUUCACUCCAGGAAAUGGCCUCAGCCUGUUUGGAAAAAUGUUUCGGUUCCCUUUUUCGGCAAAUCAAGGAACGCGAGUGUACAAAAUUCAAUGUUAGAGAAAUUUAUAUAUUGAGUGAACAAUAAAGACUUUCGAAUAAAAA